This is a messenger RNA of Pteronotus mesoamericanus, 3113 nucleotides long. It is a transcript of the gene ERAP2, whose product is annotated as endoplasmic reticulum aminopeptidase 2. Gene Ontology annotation, cellular component: cytoplasm. NCBI's taxonomy places the organism in Eukaryota, Metazoa, Chordata, Mammalia, Chiroptera, Mormoopidae. The transcript has 19 exons. Bases 169 to 3033 code for a protein of 954 amino acids. Gene Ontology annotation, biological process: proteolysis; peptide catabolic process. Gene Ontology annotation, molecular function: zinc ion binding; metalloaminopeptidase activity; peptide binding. The record is from RefSeq and is a predicted model, not a curated record.
UUUUCAAAUCUGCAGCAGCGUGGUUUAAGAUUAAAUCAACGUAUUAAAACAUUACUCGGAUCCUGAGUAACAGGAGUAGAGUCAAUACAGCGCUAUGAAGAUCUAUGAAAUUUAGCCCGCAUUGUGACUUGUCUUCUAGAGAGUAGAUUUAGUGUUCAUUCUUCUGCAAUGGUUAAUUCACGCAGAAAAUUAGUAUUUAAAGUUUACAUAAGAUUUUAUUAUGCAGCAAUCAUCCUACUCGAAAUAUGCUUUUGUUCUCAGUUCUCAAUGCCAUCUAGUGAUCAGUUCAGUAAGGACCCUGGGGCUCUCCCGGUAGCCACCAACGGGGAACCAUUUCCUUGGCGUGAGCUAAGGCUCCCCAGCAUGGUCAUUCCCAUCCACUACGACCUUUCUGUCCAUCCAAAUCUCACCUCUCUGGACUUUGUUGCAUCUGAGCAGAUUGAAGUCUUAGUCAGAGAUGCCACCCAAUUUAUCAUCUUACACAGCAAAGAUCUUGAAAUCACAAAUGCCACCCUUCAUUCAGAGGAAGAUUUGAGAUACAGGAAACCAGGGAAAAGGCUGAACGUUUUGAGUUAUCCCGCUCAUCAACAAAUCGCUCUGCUGGUUCCAGAGAAACUUCUGGCUGACCUGAGAUACUAUGUGGCUAUUGACUUUCAGGCCAAGUUAGCUGAUGUUUUUCAAGGGUUUUAUAAAAGCACGUACAGAACUCUUGGUGGUGAGACAAGAACAAUUGCAGUAACACAUUUUGAACCAACCGAGGCACGAACAGCUUUCCCUUGCUUUGAUGAACCACUAUUCAAAGCCAACUUUUCAAUCAAGAUAAGAAGAGAGAGCAGGCACAUUGCACUAUCCAACAUGCCAAAGGUUAAGACAAUUGAACUUGAAGGAGGCCUCUUGGAAGAUCAUUUUGAAACAACUGUGAAAAUGAGUACUUACCUUGUAGCCUACAUAGUUUGUGAUUUCACGUCUGUGAGCGGGACAACCUCAUCAGGGGUCAAGGUGUCCAUCUAUGCAUCCCCAGAGAAAUGGAGUCAAACUCAUUAUGCUUUGGAAGCAUCAUUGAAGCUGCUUGAUUUUUAUGAAAAUUACUUUGAUAUCAACUAUCCACUCCCAAAACUGGAUCUAAUUGCCAUUCCUGACUUUGAAGCUGGAGCCAUGGAAAAUUGGGGCCUCAUCACAUAUAGAGAGACGUCAUUACUCUUUGAUCCCAAGACCUCUUCUGCUUCUGAUAAACUGUGGGUCACCAGAGUCAUAGCCCAUGAACUAGCACACCAGUGGUUUGGCAACCUGGUUACAAUGGAAUGGUGGAAUGAUAUUUGGCUCAAUGAGGGUUUUGCAAAAUACAUGGAACUUAUCUCUAUUACUGCUACAUAUCCAGAGCUACAAUUUGAUGACUAUUUUUUGGAAGUGUGUUUUGAAGUAAUUAAAAGAGAUUCAUUAAAUUCAUCCCAUCCUAUCUCCAAUCAAGCAGAAACUCCUACUCAAAUACAAGAAAUGUUUGACAUGAUUUCCUACAACAAGGGAGCUUGUAUAUUGAAUAUGCUCAAGGAUUUCCUAAGUGAGGAGAAAUUUCAGAAAGGAGUUAUUCAUUACUUAAAUAAGUUCAGCUAUAGAAAUGCUAAGAAUGAUGAUUUAUGGAGCAGUCUGUCAAAUAAUUGUUUAGAAGGUGAUUUAACAUCUGCUGGAUUUUGUUAUUCUGAUUCCAAGAGGACAAGCAGCAUGCUCACCUUUCAGGGGGAAAAUGUGGAGGUCAAAGAGAUGAUGGCUACGUGGACUCUGCAGAAAGGAAUUCCCCUUGUGGUUGUUGAGCGAGAAGGGCGUUUGCUCCGACUGCGACAGGAGCGCUUCCUGGGCGGGGUGUUUAAAGAGGACCCUGAAUGGAGGGCCCUGCAGGAAAGGUACCUUUGGCAUAUUCCAUUGACCUACUCCACGAGUUUCUCUAAAGCAAUUUACAGACACGUUCUAAAAUCAAAGACAGAUACUCUAGGUUUACCUGAAAAUACCAGUUGGGUGAAAUUCAACAUGAACUCAAAUGGCUACUACAUCGUUCACUACGAGGGGCAUGGAUGGGACCAACUCAUUGCACAGCUGAAUCAGAACCACACACUUCUCAGACCUAAGGACAGAAUAAGUCUGCUUCAUGAUGCAUUUCAGCUAGUAAGUGCAGGAAGAUUGACCAUAGACAAAGCCCUCGACCUGACUCGCUAUCUCCAACAUGAAACGAACAGCCUUGCACUUCUCAAAGGUCUGGGAUACUUAGAAUCGUUUUACCGCAUGAUGGACAGAAGGAAUAUUUCAGAUGUCACUGAAAACCUCAAGCAUUACCUUCUCCAGUAUUUUAAGCCCGUGAUUGACAGGCAAAGCUGGAGCGACGAGGGCUCCGUCGGGGACAGGAUGCUCCGCUCAGACCUCCUGAGGCUGGCCUGCGACCUGAACCACGCUCCUUGCAUCCAGAAGGCAGCUGAACUCUUCUCUCAGCAGAUGGAAUCCAACGGAAAAUUAAAUAUCCCAACAGAUGUUUUGAAGAUUGUGUAUUCUGUGGGUGCUCAGACAACAGGAGGAUGGAAUCACCUUUUAAAGAAAUAUGAACUGUCAGUGUCAGGUGCUGAAAGAAACAAAAUUCUGUAUGCACUGACAACCAGCAAAGAUCAGGAAAAGUUAAUGAAAUUAAUCAAACUAGGAAUGGAAGGAAAGACGAUCAAGACACAGGACUUGGCAGUUCUUCUUCAUACCAUUGCUAGAAAUCCAACAGGGCAGAAAUUAGCCUGGAAUUUCGUAAGAGAAAAUUGGGCCCAUCUCCUUAAAAAAUUUGACUUAGGCUCGUUUGCUGUGAGAAUGAUCCUCUCUGGCACAACAUCUCACUUUUCUUCCAAGGAUGAGUUGGAAGAGGUGAAACUGUUCUUCGAGUCUCUUAAAGCCCAAGGAUCACAUCUGGAUGUUUUUCAAAUUAUUCUGGAAACCAUAUCAAAAAAUAUUAAGUGGCUGGAGAGGAAUCUUCCCACUCUAAGGACUUGGCUGCUGGUUAGGACUUAAAUAAUCAAGAGAAAGAGCACAUCAGAUGCAUGAAAUUGGCAAAGUUCAUGUCAAAAUUCCAGAUAUUUUGUCUAAUAAGU